GUGAAUUAAAGUGAAUUAAACCAGUUGCUACCUUGACGCUCUCAACCAUACAUCAGAAGACUGCAGGAAGAAUUGGUGAUCUCUGUGUACAGAAAAUAUGCCUUCUGUUAAUAAUGGGAAUGAGAAUCUGCAUAUUUCUCUAAUGGCAUGAAAUUACAGAAUGACCACAGCCCAGCCACCAACUACAAAGGAGCAGGAACAACAAAAGGACCUGAGCACACCUGAACAUCUCUGCCUGAGCGCCUUGUGUUACUAAUUGUUCAGCAAGACAAGUCUCUUGGUCUUACUUGGACAGGAAGCACGGGGAGAACGCUGACAUCCAGGAUUCUACCAAGGCCGUGAUGCAAGAAGGAUCUACAGAGGAGCUUCACAGGGACCUCCUAUGUGAGAGCAAACUAAGUGAGCACACCAGAGCACUGCUUAAAAGCAGAAGGACAGUGGUGACAGGAGGUGGAGGCUACCUGGGAUACAAUCUGGGAUGCGCUCUUGUCAAGGCAGGAGUUGCUGUUGUUCUGUUUGACGUACGAGAACCCAAGUGGGAAAUUCCAAAUGGUGCAGACUUUUUCAAGGGUGAUGUGAGGGAUUACGAAGCAGUGCUCAAAGCAUGUGAAGGGGCUGACUGUGUUUUUCAUGUGGCUGCUUGUGGAAUGUCAGGAUUAGAACAACUUCAAAAGAAAGAGCAGAUUGAAUCCAUAAAUGUUGGUGGCACUGAAGUCAUAAUUGAUGUCUGCAAACAAAGAAAUAUCCCUAGACUGAUAUAUACCAGUACAGUGAACGUGGUAUUUGGAGGGAAUCCUAUUGAAGAAGGAGAUGAAGAAACUGUGCCGUAUUUUCCACUGGAAAAGCAUUUUAAUCAUUACUCUAGAACGAAGGCAAUUGCAGACCAAAUGGUUCUUGCUGCUAAUGGGACUUUGCUAAAAGGAGGCGCCGAGCUCCGCACCUGCGUGCUCCGUCCGCCAGGCAUCUACGGCCCCGGGGAGCAGCGCCACCUGCCGCGGGUAGCCGUAAAUAUCCAGCGGAGACUAUUUAAUUUCAAGUUUGGGAAUCACAAAGUUCUGAUGAACUGGGUUCACAUAGGAAACCUGGUACAAGCUCAUUUACUAGCUGCUGAGGCUCUCACCUCUGAGAAGGAUUAUGUAGCUAGUGGACAGGCAUAUUACAUACAUGAUGGUGAAAAUGUCGUAUUUUCUGAAUGGAUUGUUCCAUUGUUUGAAAAAUUAGGAUACAGUAAACCCUGGAUACAAAUUCCUAUUCUCCUGGUUCAUAUAGCAGCCGCUGUGAUGGAGUAUCUGCAUCUGGCAUUAAAGCCAUUCUUUAGCUUCACACCUUUCUUGACAAGGAAUGAGGUCUGGAACGUUACUGUAACUCACACUUUCCGAAUAGACAAGGCACGAAAUCAACUUGGUUACAAACCAAAGAAAUUCUCAUUUGCAGAUUCUGUGGAUCAUUAUCUUAAAACAAGACCUGUUUGCCAGGAAGGUCACACGUUCCUUAAAAAGCUCUUUGUUUUUGGUCUUUUGUUAAGCUUGAUCAUUCUUUCCUUCUUCUAACAUCAAACAGCUAUCCACCUGUUCCUGAAAAACUGGUUUUGUUUCUGGGGAUGAAUGACCUGCUCGUUCUGUAUUCCUUAGUCGCUGUGAAAGUUCUUGUUCUCAUUCGUUAUUCUUCUCAUUGUGAUGACUUCUCCCUGGUCUUACCCAAAAUAAAAAAAGUGAAAACAAAGCGCAUCAGGAAAUGUUCCAAAGGACAAUGCAGUGACACAGAAUCAAAGGAACUCACCACUGAUGGGUGAAGGAAGAGUUUGAAUGCACUGGAUCACUACUGGAUCACGUCAUACUGAGAAUGAUUUUCUAAAAGCAAUCAUCCAGAAAGGUGAGGAUUUGGAAGAGGAGGAGCCGUCAUAGAAGCGCAGUGCUGUAACAAAACCAGUGGCUCCAAUGAAGAGAAGUCUGUCUCAACAAUUGCUCUGAUGAAGCUGCUACUACAGCUACUGCAUGUUAGUGCCAGGAAUUACGAAGACCUGGGAAAUAUUACAAAAAUAAGUGAAAAUGUAUAAAUGACAGGUGCUAAAGGACAAAAGUCGUAUUUAUGUGAAACAGUUCUGUUGUUCAAAAGCAGUGUAAAAGCUGUAAUAAA
Lagopus leucura (white-tailed ptarmigan) is the source of this 2136-nucleotide messenger RNA. Its product is annotated as putative short-chain dehydrogenase/reductase family 42E member 2. The record is from RefSeq and is a predicted model, not a curated record. The transcript has 14 exons. Gene Ontology annotation, molecular function: 3-beta-hydroxy-Delta5-steroid dehydrogenase (NAD+) activity. The coding region runs from base 342 to 1550 and encodes 402 amino acids. Lineage: Eukaryota; Metazoa; Chordata; Aves; Galliformes; Phasianidae. Gene Ontology annotation, biological process: steroid biosynthetic process.